Schizosaccharomyces octosporus yFS286 is the source of this 7275-nucleotide messenger RNA. RefSeq names its product morphogenesis protein Mor2. Gene Ontology annotation, cellular component: cell cortex; site of polarized growth. The record is from RefSeq and is a predicted model, not a curated record. Bases 326 to 6901 code for a protein of 2191 amino acids. Gene Ontology annotation, biological process: cell morphogenesis. NCBI's taxonomy places the organism in Eukaryota, Fungi, Ascomycota, Schizosaccharomycetes, Schizosaccharomycetales, Schizosaccharomycetaceae. The transcript has a single exon.
CCUUAAACGAUUUAACCAACUUUCUAUUCUCUGCGCUGCCUUCUGAUAGUCACCUACCCUCUUCAAUCGAAUUCUGUUAACAGUUUACAUUACAUAGUCUUCAGCGUUUUGGCUAUUUGAAAUAGGAUAUCGGCUAUAUUCCGUCUGAGAACCAGUUCUUAUGCAACAGCGUGUUACGGUCGAAUUUUUUCUCUAAAAGGACACUCAGACUCAAAUCGUGAACAAUUUUCUUUAUACUGGCAGGAUAAUUUAACAUUCUUUUCAAGCAUUGAGAUCUAGAAUUGCUAAUUAUUUGGCAGAGCUAGAAUAUAUAAUGAUAAGCUGAAUGAACUUGAAUGAAACUGCUCAAGAAGAACCUUUGUAUGGGAAGGAGAUAAAUACUUCCUCAGAAGAAGAACAACAGCACUCAGCAGUUGAUUAUGCUCUCCACAUAUUAUUUACACACUUUGUUAGGAUAUCAGAGCAAAAAAUAUUCAGCCUUUCUCGUCAUCAACUCAAUCAAACACAAACGAAUCCAGUUUCAUUUUUAGUCAAUGAGCAAGAUGCAAUACGUCUUUUGCGAAAAGGAAAAGACGAAGAAUUUGACAGAUGCAUUCAAGCUUUAAUUGGUCUUGCUGUGAAGAAACCUGUGGCCGUGAUUGAGUCACUUCUUUAUUGGAGAAAAGUUCGUGUCAGUAUUACUAACUCCAAAAGUAUUCCACAUGCCGUGGUAGAAAGAAAGAAUUUUGCCUCUGUUUAUAUUCUUUGUCGCUGCUUGUCCGAAAUAACAGAAAACCUCCCAAAUAAUACCCUAGAAGAAAACACAGUUUCAUCUUUACUAGAAUGCAUUUUUCAUCAGCUGUUGAAUCCCAAAAAUCUCCCGACAUGCUCCUCUUCUUUGAGGCUCGCGAAUUGGGAGAGUUUUGCUUAUUUAUUAGGAAGCCUUUCUCGUUUUAAUUUUGUCAUGGUAUCCGACCGAUUCAUCGAAGAAAUUGAAAAUCUUGAAAAAUCAAAUUUGGACAUUAAAGUCAGAGAAGCUUAUCUUAUAUAUAUCCUUCGUGCUAUGAAACAUCUUCACAUACGACUGUAUCCGAUAACACACUUAGAGGAAUGUGUUGCUUUUAUGGAAUCUUUAGCAUCUUUUUUUAUUAAGUCAAACCAAGCACUGCGUAUUGAACAUGCUUAUCUUUUUGAAAAUCUUCUUUCUCCACUUAUUAUACAUGCUACGUUUGAAGUCAAUAUUCCAGGCUGGGUACGCACCAUACUUACCCUGUACCCUAUCGCAUUCAAGUCAUGUUCCAAAUCCAAAUAUUGGCAAGUGUGGUUCCCUUUUCUUUGUUCCUUGUUAUGUCUGUCUCCGAAAGAUUUUUUUUUAGAAAAUUGGCUGUCAGCAUUGGAAGCUUCUUUCGUUCGUAUAAAGGAUAGGCGACUUCGAAAUACGGGCUUAAAAUCCCUUGCUAAGGUAUUUUGGGUAUGUCUUAAUCGUCUUGGGGAAUGUACGGAUGAAAUUUUAAAAGAUAUCACGUACAUUAUUAAGCCCGUCUUUUUUCCAGGAAAGACUUUUAAUGUUAGCCCAUUUGCUACAGUCGAUGAAGUGGAAGGGUUCUCUCAAAUCUUAAGAGUGCUUGCUCCUCAUUAUCCAAAUUAUAUAAUAAAUGAAAUAUUGGAGCCCCUAUUAAUUGAUUCCUUUAAUGAGAACAUGGGGUGUGAGAAAAUGAUGAUUGUAAUACGUUCCUCUUAUUAUGUGCUUCAGGAUAUUAAGCUCAAAAAUUCUCCAAAAGAAUUGUUUAAUUUUAUUGAGUUUCAAAUCACUGAUCUUUGGAGCGAAGCAAGUUCUUGCUGGCAAACAUUUAUAAAAAAUAUAUCAAACAGUACUCUUUUUCUCACGCUGCAACUUUCGAACGACACCAGUCGGUAUUAUAACUCACGGAAUCCUGCUGGGUAUUUGGGCUUAUAUAGCAAUUCCGUAAAAAUUUUCCCUUGUUUAGUUGGUAAAAUUGAACCAAAAAUAAUUGAUGCAUACAUUAGGUGUUUGAAUUGCCCUAACAAAGUGAUUCAGCUCUCGUGCCAUAAUGCCCUACUCUAUUUUGCAUCAAAGCUCAAUUUAACUAAGCUAAUCAUUUCAUGUUUAUCUAGAAAACUUGUUCAAGGGUCAGAGCACUUACUUUGUACUUAUCACGAGGUUAUACGGAUUUGGAUUCAACAACAGGAGGCUGUAAUUCAAAAACGAAGUUCUUUUUUAAGUACAAAAUCUAGUCAUGCUUCGGAUAAUGAGAGCACGAACCUGGGCAAACAGGAUUACGAUGAAACUCAAAGCUGGAUGAUUAUUGAAGAGAUCCAGUCACUAGCUGUUUUACAUCUAUCUUCUCCCUCUGUUGACAUUCGCCAAUUUGCAGUAGCUUUGCUCAAUGAUGUAAAAAAAUUGAAUACGGAAUACUUGGUGUUAUCUUCUGAUAAUUUUACAGAUGGCGAAGUGUGCUCGGAGCCUACUAUAGUGGAUGUAUUGAAAGAUUGUGACUCCUCAAUACUAAGUGUGGAGAGUCAUCUUCCAACUGCAGCUGAACGCUCUCGACUAAGAAAAUUUAUAAAUGAUGGUACAAAAGAUAUGCUGCUAAAACUUGCAACCUCAAAUAGCGGGGUUGAUAUAUCAAUUUGGUAUAACCUUUUCCCAAAAUUUAUAAAGCUUUGCUUCGAACGAUUUCCAACUACGAUGGCGUUACUUAGAAACACCGUGUGCUCAAAAUUACCUAGCAUAACAUCAAAACUGCUUUCGAAAAUUGACACCUCAGAUACUAAUUUUAAUCUGAAAAUUGCUGUAAAAAAUAAUGAAUUUCCUGAGUAUCUUCUUGUUCAAUGGAAGUUGUAUUUGAUUGUUGCUUGUUGUACUAUUACUUAUACUUCUAAUCUUGACCUAUCGCAGACAAAUUUAAGACGAGCAUUAACAGCAGUUCAGUCUGGGACUCAUUUGCGAAGCUUACAGGAGACGACGAAAAUUACUUCUGCCGAAAGCCUUUUUAACAUGAUACUCCCAUUAAUUUUCGUUGAGUUUUCUCCUAUCCGGGAAGCUGUGGUGUUCGCUACUGGUUGCCUCAACAUAAAUGCAUUUCCCCAACUCGUCAAAUCUUUAAAACCUUAUAUUUCUUUUCUAAAGGAAGAAAAACCAGAGUUUUUACUUCGAAACUUGAACUUCUCCAAUUUCGGCCGGCGCAAUAAAUCUGAUAAUUUAUUACGAUCGGAAAUAGCUCAUAUUUUUGCAUUAACAUCUCAUCUUUUAGUACAUGACUCAAUGAAAGAUGAAGGCGAUACUUUACUAAUUAUAUCUGAAUUCUUAAAGGAUCUGAAAGUUUUUCUAACUUCUUGUACGCAAACUGAUGUGAGCUCUUUAAAAAUUAAAUGCUACUUUGCUCAACUUCUCGAGAAACUAAUAGUAUUUCAAAAUCUGAACAACGGCGUUGAAAUCCUGCCACUGUCUGGUCGAGUAUCUUGUUGGAAACUUUUAGAUGAGUGGACCGGUUUUGGUCCGGCUCAAGAAGUUAUGAAAAAUCAGCAGGAUGAGAUUCGUUUUAGUAUAGUGGAAAACAAUAAAGAUAUAAGGGAGCGUGAUCGUCUCCUUGCAUCCUUCGAAGCGGCCAAACAGAACCUUGAAUACUUGACAAUUAAAGCUAUGAUAGCUUUAAGCACUUCAAGGCUUCAUCAAGAAUUGGAUGAAGCUAUAUUCUCUUUUGAUGUUGAGGUUUUACUGAAUUGGUAUACAGCCGUUUUACAUUCCCCCUCAAAAGUCAUAAUUAACCUUGCUAGAAAGGGUCUCCGUACGUUAUUAAUAAAAAAUUGCGAUUAUGAGUUAUUACUUCAGAAGGUGAUAGAAAAAUGCUUUGCACAAGGAAUCGCUCAACAUAUAUGUGAUUUUUUCUUUUUAGCCCUUUCAGAAAUGCUCAUUCAAACCGAGGUUGGUCAUUUAAGUAUUCCGAAAUUAUUACCCCUUUGUCUAGUUAAGCUUUCUGCGAAUAAUCUGUCCGUUAGGCUAAAAGCCUUUGACUUACUAGGAAAAUUUCGGCUAAACAGCUUUACUCUAACGGCCAUGAUGGAAAUGAAGAGCUUCUUAGAAUCGAGUAAUCCCGCACUGUAUUUGAAACCUCAAUAUCUAUUUUCGGUUCAACUUGCUAACGAUUUUUCUGAGGAUUCUUUUGCAUUGACGUCUGAAUGUUUGAGGUACUUCAACUACGGUGAUUUUCAUCGACGAGGAUUAGUUACUGUUUUGCUUCCUUGGCUACAGAACUUAGAGCUUAAAAUGGAUGUCGGUAAUAAAGUAUUCGAAUUUUAUACCGUCACCACAUUGAUCGGCUUAAUCGAAAUUACCACAAAGUACACCAAGGAUUUGCCUAACGAGAUUGAAGCUCUUUGGACAUCUUUAGCUUUGUCUGGACAUAAGAAAAAUUGGACUGUAAUUUUAUUUUUCUUAAUGCAGCAAUGUUUUAAUCGAAAGACUUUUGCAUUCGUUGAGUGUACACGACAAAUCACAAUUUACCUUGCUAAAACCGAACUGUUGUCGGGCUUAUACUCAACGUUAUUGUCUUUUAUAUCUUCAACUAACGUUUCCAAUGAAAAUCAGGAAGUAUUUUCCUACAGUGUUGAGAAUUCAAAUAAUACUUACAUUGCAGAUCUGGAUAUCCUUUUUCCUUCUGAAAAAGAUUCAAUUUUCUAUUCACCGUGUCAACUGGCUCUAUUACUAUUAAUGGAUAUAGUUCCCAAUCCGUCCAUUAUGAUUGGGACUAAUGAGGUGGCUACGAUCCUUCAAGCCGCUUUCAUACAAUUGGAUCAUUAUUCUAAGAUAGUUCAAAAGCAAUGUCGUCAAAUCAUUCACUAUAUUGUUGAAAAAGUCCAAGCAAUGGAAGGGAGGUUGUAUUCUGACGACAACUACUUUAGCUUGUUGGAUUCUGAAAAUAUAAUUUCUACCAACAUAAAAGCUGAUGGUUUGAAAGACUUCACGACUACUCGCUAUGAACACUUAAUUACCAAAACCAAUGAAGUGUUAGUAAAUACAUAUCCGGACUUGAUACAAUUAUGGGGUAAAAUAGCAAUGAACUGGGCUACAACAUGCCCUUCGAGACGGUUAGCUUGUAAUUCUUUUCAAGUCUUCCGCUGCCUUCUGCCCAACUUCGAUACUGACAUUCAAUUGAAUUUAAUAGCCAGGUUGGUUGGGACCAUUUCAGACCAAGAAAAGUACUUAUGUGCUUAUUCAAUCGAAAUACUUGCUACUAUAAAUGCAUACGUUAGAGCUAUGGAACCUUCUGAUCUCAUGCUUUAUCCUCAGCUAUUUUGGACUUCAGUGGCAUGCCUCACUACUGUUCACGAAGAAGAGUUUCUAUACGCCGUGAAAAUUACGUACGAUUAUCUUAAACGGACAGAGCAUCUUCCGGAAUUCCCGCAACACUUAAUAGACUCCUUACCAAAUUCAUGGUAUGAGAAAUUUGAUGGUCUCCAGCUAUUAGUGUUAAGAGGUUUUCGAUCAACAAAAUCAUUUGAAUCAUCGAUGCGAUUGUUCAUGCUCCUGAUGACUUACGGAGAUAAUGAUAUAGUUGGUAAUGGCGACUUUAGGCUUGUAACUUGUCUGUUAGUUUCAUUGCCGGCGAUGCUGACAACUUACGAAACAGCAGCAAAACUACCAUUUAGUUUGGAUGAAUUUUGUGAUAAGCUGACGAGUUUUGCAUAUCUAUAUGAUAAUACUGAGUUAAUUGAAUUGAUAAAAACGUUUAUGAACAGACAGUUUAGGAGCUCGGAUGACUUUUUAAAAUGUGCUGUCUCAUAUAUAACCUCCAACUUUUUUGAAGAUUUCGUUUUGGAAAUCAUAACAGUUCUCUCUAUGUUUUUAUCAAAUAGUAUGCCAUGGAUUCGGAAAUCUACGCUAAGGAUUUUGGAUAGCAUACUACCAAGACUACAGUUUGACAAUAAAACAUGCGGUAGUCUCGAGCUGAACUUAAUAACCCCUUUACUCAGACUGUUAUCAACUGAUUAUGUAAUGGAUGCGUUAAAGCUUUUAACUAUUCCAUUAUCUAUUUCAGGACCUUCAGAUGUACAGACAUUCAAGUUGCUAAUGGUUGAUCCAAAAACCAAGAGUACUGACUCAAGGUUUACUCACUUUAGCGAAAUUCCGGACGAAACUGGUUGGUCUGAACCCAAUCCUGAUUAUGCAACAACAUUAACGAAAAAAAAUGUGCAUACCAUUUUUUAUACAUGCCCUGAAACGGGUGAUUCCCUAAAAACACCUGAAAUCCGAUUUCAUGCUGAAGAGGUAUCAAAUUAUCCUCGACAUAUUCCCACGAACAGCCGGGGAUCUUUAGGAGAAAAUUCUUUAGGAGAACUCGUAACUACUUUACAUAGCCUUGAUGCUUUCUUUGCAGAAGAUAAAGGCGAGCAUUUGCCCGAAUCAAGCGAUUUGUCAGAUCAUGGCACAGUUGUGUACAACGAUGCUACUGAUGACUACGACGACCAAAUAGUCUCCAUACUUUCAGGUAAUCUGAAACGAGAAAGGGAAGGUUGGAUUCCGUAUGAAUCCAGCGUAUUUGGGAAUUACGUUGCUCCAGAAGAGACUAAUGGAUCAAUAGACUCGUCUUCUAGUACACAAGGUCGUUCAAAUAAAGCAUCGCUUAUGUCAAAGUUGAAGCCUCUGUAUUUUUCUGAUAGUGAGCCAAGUUAUCCGAUUUUGAAUCGGAUUGAUAAUUUUUCUGAUUUUCGUCCUUCGCUAGACGAGCUUCGACAACCUACUGAUUCCAAGGGUUUAACUGAUUGGAAUACGGAAGACUCAGAUAUUCUAAAUUCAAAAUUCCCGUCUAAUGAGCUACCAUUACAUGAAAACUAUUAUCAUUUGCGGACUAUGUUCCAUGCGAAUGAAAGCAAUAAUUCUUUGAAUCAUUCUUUCGUGUAAAGCCUGAGAAACACGAAAGAAAAAGAUGAUUCAUGAUUACUUUUUUGAUAUGGUUUUUUGUACUAUUGAAGUUAUGCUGUUAUGAAGUGGAAUCUUAGCAUCCUGCAUAUUUUUACCGUUUUAUUUAUUUUCAUUUUGUUUGUUUGUCUAUGGACGUUAUAUAGUUUCAUGUCUUGGUAACUGGCGGUAAGUCAAAAGACUUUAUACGUGAAUAUUAUGUAUUUAAAUUUGUUUUUUUGGAGUUUUCCUUCGUUUCAAUUUCUUCUCAUUAUACUACUAAAUUUUCGUAAAAGCAUCAAGUAGAUUAGCUUUCUCAGCAAUACAUGGUGUUGUAUUCUAUAUUUUAAUAACGAGAACUGGCGUAUAAUAUCACU